This is a messenger RNA of Mus pahari (shrew mouse), 4243 nucleotides long. RefSeq names its product inositol polyphosphate-5-phosphatase E (gene Inpp5e). The record is from RefSeq and is a predicted model, not a curated record. Gene Ontology annotation, biological process: phosphatidylinositol dephosphorylation. Bases 564 to 2501 code for a protein of 645 amino acids. Lineage: Eukaryota; Metazoa; Chordata; Mammalia; Rodentia; Muridae. Gene Ontology annotation, molecular function: inositol-polyphosphate 5-phosphatase activity. The transcript is spliced from 10 exons.
CUGAGCUGGGGCGAACCCUGGGCGGGGGCCGGGGCACGGGGCCGCAGUCGUUGUUCCAGCCGCCACCGUGACUGGGCUAGGUCCGCCUCCGCCAGCGCCGGCCCCGGCUGAAUCAGACCUCGGGCGUCCGGCGGCCGAACGGAGGGCGCAGGUGAGCCUAGGACGCUGAGCGCUCUGCCCUACUCUGCCUCGGCUAGGUGGAGGGCUGGCCGGGGGUACUGGACAGACUUGUGCAGCUCCGUGAAGUGCAGCCCCGACCCCCUAGCGCCUGUUUUCACGAGGUCGCUUUUAAGACUAGCGAGCUGACUUCGGGGAGCUAAGAGAUUUUUCUGCGUUUCCUCAGGCAUCAGUGAGAACUCAAACCUCCAGCCAUGCAGCUACAGGCCCUCCUCCAAAAGGACCGCCCCAUGCCACAAAGGGAGCCACUCGAGUUUUCAUGGCAUCCAGCUGGCAAACUCUGACGUGCAUCCUUGACAACAAAAGUUGCUUGUUAACCUCCCAGGGAGGAUCCCUUUCCUUAGGAGGGCCAGACUGAGGGGGUCAAGGCUGGCCAGGUCCGGACUAUGCCAUCCAAGUCAGCUUGCCUGCGCCACACGGAGGCACCUGGGCAGCUGGAAGGCAGAAUGCUCCAGGGACAGCUUCCGAACACGGAAAAGAAGCUCAUCCCAACACCAGGCUCCUUAGCAGCCACUGACUCUCAGGGUUCAGAGACAAGCCCCAUGCCUCCUUUCAGCAUUCCAGCAAAACCAAGCAACCAGAACCCACAAGCUAUGGCAAAUCUCAUCACCCCACAGCCACCCAUUAGACCCAAGUUGGAGCGAACCCUGUCCCUCGAUGACAAGGGCUGGAGAAGGAGGCGUUUCCGGGGUAGUCAGGAGGAUCUAACUGUCCAGAAUGGGGCCAGUCCCUGCAGGGGCUCCUCGGUAGCCCAGUCUCCUGCCUACAGCCGUCCCCUGCCCUGCCUCAGCACAUCCUUGCAGGAAAUACCUAAGCCCCGAAGGGCCACAGGCAGUGAGGGAGGGAGCCCAUCCUUGUGGAGUGACUGUCUUUCUGGAAUGAUCAGCACCUCCUUGGACCUCCUGCACAGAGAGGCUGCCUCAGGUGGGCCCCCCUCCAGGUUGGCAAGUUUGCAUGCCUCACACACACCACCAGCUACGGACCUCAACAUAGCCUCCAGCUCCCUGAGAACAGCAAACAAGGCUGACCCCGAGCACACGGACUAUAAGCUCCACAUGCAGACCAGACUGGUCAGGGCCCACAGCAACCUGGGCCCUAGCAGACCCCGGAGCCCCUUGGCUGGUGAUGAUCACUCCAUUCACUCAGCCAGAUCUUCUUUCAGCCUUCUGGCCCCCAUCCGCACCAAGGACAUCAGAAGCAGGAGCUAUCUGGAGGGAAGUCUUCUGGCCAGUGGGGCCCUGCUGGGAGCAGAAGAGCUGGCCAGGUACUUCCCAGACCGGAACAUGGCUCUCUUCGUGGCUACCUGGAACAUGCAGGGCCAGAAGGAGCUCCCAGCGAGCCUGGACGAGUUUCUGCUCCCCACCGAGGCUGACUACACUCAGGACUUGUAUGUCAUUGGAAUUCAGGAAGGCUGCUCUGACAGGCGGGAGUGGGAGACACGCCUGCAGGAGACACUGGGCCCUCAGUAUGUACUGCUGUCAUCAGCAGCGCAUGGGGUCCUGUACAUGUCCCUGUUUAUCCGUAGGGACCUCAUCUGGUUCUGCUCAGAGGUCGAGUACUCCACAGUAACUACGCGCAUCGUGUCUCAGAUCAAGACCAAGGGGGCCCUGGGUGUCAGCUUCACCUUUUUUGGCACCUCCUUCCUCUUCAUCACAUCUCACUUCACCUCUGGAGAUGGGAAGGUAGCAGAGCGGCUACUGGACUACAGCAGAACCAUCCAAGCCCUAGCCCUGCCCCGGAACGUGCCAGACACAAACCCCUACCGCUCUAGUGCAGGGGAUGUCACUACCCGGUUUGAUGAGGUCUUCUGGUUUGGGGACUUCAACUUCCGGCUAAGUGGUGGACGAGUGGCUGUGGAGGCCUUCCUGAAGCAGAAACCAGAGGUGGAUGUGCUGGCACUCCUGCAACACGACCAGCUUACCCGGGAGAUGAAGAAAGGGUCCAUCUUCAGGGGCUUUGAGGAGGCAGAGAUUCACUUUCUUCCGUCCUACAAGUUUGACAUUGGGAAGGACACCUACGACAGCACGUCCAAGCAAAGGACACCCUCCUACACAGACCGAGUCCUAUACAAAAGCCGUCACAAGGGUGACAUCUGUCCCAUGAAGUACUCCUCUUGCCCUGGGAUCAAGACUUCAGACCACCGUCCUGUGUAUGGCUUGUUCCAGGUCAAAGUGAGGCCAGGACGAGACAACAUCCCAUUAGCUGCCGGCAAGUUUGACCGAGAAUUGUACUUGACAGGAAUUAAAAGACGGAUUUCAAAGGAGAUUCAGAGACAAGCAGCACUGAAGAGUCAGGGCUCCAGCACUGUCUGCACUGUGUCCUGAAGUUCCCAGACCAGGGCUGGCCAUAGCACAGGACGAGCUUGUUCUCUGAUGCUCUUGGAAUGUUGCCAUUCCAAUAAACCAUGGCUAGAGGCUCCCUGCUCUCACCAGACCCCAGCCCUCAGGACAGCAGUGGGCUGUGACCAGGACAAGCUUCACUUACACCAUGUUCCCACAGGCACAUGGCAGGGCAUGUGGACACUAGGCAGCAGUUUCACCCUCAGGAGCAGUCCUGACCUCUUGCCCUUGAGCACUGCUGUCUCUUCAAACUCCUUUUAUCCCUGUUCUCAUGCUAGAGCCCAGGUUUUCCAUCUGUACCCUCCUAAUGGCUCCUUUCCUCCAGGGAAGGAUCAGGCAACCUCUGGUAUCUUAGUGCUCAAUGCCUAGAACCUGCCAGGACUACAAUCGUGGGAUAUUCCCUACAGACAUUUUGACAGGCUUUGAGGGUCUACAUCCUAGUCCCAGGCUCCCAACCCCCAAUUGAGUAGUAGGGACCUCUUCUCUCUACAGGCCAAGCCCAGCUAUAUUAAACUCAUAGUUUCUAGGAGCGUCAGACCAUUUGCUUUUGUGCUGCUAGUCCCAGAAAGGCCUUAGAAAUUGCUGUCAGACAGCACCCUGCUAGGUUUCACUCCAUGAAGCAAGCUUAGGAUCAUCACUGCUCUGUCUUACCCCAUCCCUUCAGAGACAUAGCCUUGAAUGUACAGACACCUAGGGGCAUCCACUCUAGUCUUCUAAAUUAUUUAUUUUUCCAUAUUUAUAUUUUUAAAUAAAUAAGGAUAUAUUCAAUUGUAAACUCUUUCUGGCCAAAGACUGAACCUUGGAAGAAGUCUGCAUGCAUCUCGGGGCCUCAGGACACCCCAGGGUUUUAAAAGGACACAGAAGUCAAAGGCCAAAAAUUUGGUCUCAGCUGUCACCUGUUACUCAGUCCCAUCCCAGGUCUUUCUGCUAGGUGUUGUCCCACCCAGCUCACAGCCAGAAGCAGCAACAGCUGGAAAAAGUGGCGACUUGGGACUCCAGCAAACCAUAGUAAAAUAAGCCAACAAAUGACACCAAACUCAACAGCAUCAGCUUCGACAAUAUGGAAAGUCACCUGCUUCAAUAAACCACUUGAAUGUAGAAAAUGCCAGAAUAUCAAAUCAGUGAACUGUAAAUCCUACUGGGAAGACAGCUUUUUCUCUCCCAGACAGGCUGCCCUGGACCUCAUAAUCCUGCCUCAACUAUUCCUGGCUUGAAUAAGGUCUGAUGUGGUAAGAGUUCCAGACAGUUUUCUCUGUAGCUCUGGCUGUCCUGGAACUCUCUUCGUAGACCAGGCUGGCCUCAAACUCGGAGAACCACCUGCUUCUGCCUCCUGAGUGCUGGGAUUAAAGGUGUGUGCCACCACUGCCCAGCAGUUUGGUGCUUCUUUGUGGACAUUCUCUGGCACCUUAGAAAAGACUGAGGUAAUCCUGGAACUUCCCAGUUUGGCCCAAGAUCAAGAUCAUAAAGUCUUGGGGAUCGGGGCAAAGUGCAGCCAUAGCAAUUUACAUUUAGAGGGCAUUUCAGUUGGAAAAGUUAAACACUUAAACUAGUGCAGAUGAAGUGGGAAAUUAAAACUGGGCUUGUAAAUAAUUGUGAGAUACAACUGGCAUGGCGACUCUUACUGAAAGACCAGUAAUGGAGGCAAAGACAAGAUCACUGUGAGGCCAGCCUUAUCUUAUAUUGAGUUACAGGUCAGCCAGGGCUAAUUAGUAUUCUAUCUCAAAAAA